GAGAGAGAGAGAGAGAUCCUCAUUGGUAACAAAAUUGGCAAAAUAUUUUUUUCUGCCCCCUCCACCACUAUUUUCUCCUAGCCUCUCCCUCAUAUUCAAUCACUUGGUAUUGUCCAUGUGGCUUCAUUCGAGGUAGGAUUUCACAGAAACGCCAUCGACAGAGAUAGCCUGGAUGUGGAACCGACGUCUCUCCAGGGUGUUAUACACUGGCUAGCGUCACCAGCCAUAAUGUGGGAACAGCAUAACAAGCUGCAUUGCGUAAACACACAAUGAGAGGUCCCUGAAGAAGAUGUGAGGCGCCAGCAGCUUCACUGCCAGUCCCAGUAGCCUUGCCUCCCUCUGCUGUGUCCGGUGUUGUGGCUCCCUCUGCUGUUGGACUGUGGAAGGUCACGAAGGGCAGACAGGAUGGGAAACAUACUGGAGGAAGGGAUGAACGCCGUCAUCGUGCGCCACUACAACCACUCGGGGAAGUGGGACCGACCCCGCAGCGGCGGGGCCUGCAAGAUGGCCGUGCUGCUCCUCAUCUGCGUGAUGAUAGUCCUGGAGAACGUUACGGUCCUUCUGGCUCUCUGGAGGAACAAGCGCUUCCACAACCGCAUGUACUUCCUCAUCGGCAACCUGGCCCUGUCUGACAUGCUGGCCGGGGUGGCCUACGUAGUGAACAUCUUCACCUCGGGGCGCAACACCUUCUUCCUGACCCCGGCCCAGUGGCUGGCCCGUGAGGGCAGCAUGUUUGUGGCCCUCAGCGCUUCCACAUUCAGCUUGCUGGCCAUCGGGAUCGAGAGACACAUGACUAUGGUGCGUCUGCGUCCAUGUGAGGCAGCGGGCCGUGGGAGACUCUUGGGCCUGCUGGGGGCCUGCUGGGCUGUGUCGGUGCUGCUCAGCGCCCUUCCUAGCCUGGGCUGGAACUGCCUCAAUGACCUGAGCUCCUGCUCAACAGUGCUGCCGCUCUACGCCAAGAGCUACGUGGCCUUCUGCAUCAGCAUCUUCAGCGCCCUUUUAGUGGCCAUCAUCAUCCUCUACAUCAGGAUCUACCGCCUGGUGACCUCCAGCGGGCGCAGGGUAAGCAGCAGGCCCUCGGAGCGCUCUCUGGCCUUGCUGCGGACAGUGGUGAUCGUGCUCGGGGUGUUUGUUAUGUGCUGGGCACCUUUGUUCCUCCUCCUGCUGCUUGACGUGGGCUGCAGCCCGGACCACUGCCCCAUUCUCUACCAUGUGGACUGGUUCAUUGCCCUGGCUGUGCUCAACUCAGCCCUAAACCCCCUCAUAUACACCCUCUCCAGCAGGGAGAUGAGAGCGGCAUUCUUCCGGCUGCUGUGCUGCUGUCAGGCCCACAUGGAGUCCACGGGGACCACCAUGGUGGGCAAUCCCCACCUGGGCACUGUCAUCCCCACAGCGGAGAACAGCAAGUCCAGCCUGGGUGGAGGUGGAGGAGGGAGCACUAUCGCAUGCAAGUCGACUCUGAAUAGAGGAAAGCUUCCUUCACCUCUGACCUCUGACAACAAGCACGGGGACCCCACUGCCCCCACCAUGGCCCACCCCUCAGGGCCAGCCGACCUCCUCUCGGCCGUACUGGUCAAGGCCGGGGCGCUGCCCUCCCUCAGCAAGUUCUGACUGGGCAGAAGUCACCGGGACUUUACAGUCACGUGGAACCGAGUAAGCAGAACUGUUGUGGUCACUGCUACGAGACACUUUCUGUUGGUGCAACGUGGUCAGUGUAGCACGGAUGAAGUAUCGACUGAGUAGCAAGGACUUUUGGUUUGAGCCCACCAAAUCCAUUAAAGCUGACCGCUUUAAGCGGGCGGUAUAGAUUAGAGUGAAACCAGGAUACUGUGACGCCACUAUUAACAGAAAUUAAUAAUAUUCACAGUGACUUUCCAAGUGAAACUGUCGACCUGACCUGAUUCACGUCUACACGUUCUGCGAGACGCGUUGGGCCGUCUGUUUCACAGCCGGGCGGAGAAGAACCGAGCGCCAAGUUGAGAGACGAAAUGAAUCUCGGCUUCAAAGCUGGGUCCGGGCUACAGGCCGCACCCGUGAAACCAGGCCUCGGCUGUGCUUCGGAGAAGUCGUAGCGGAGCAUCGUUUAGCUUUAUCACACUGUUUUUGUCAGUAAUGUCACGCUGUUGUCGGCUUAUUAACGGGGCGCAGAUAAAGUUACUCAGCACUGCUUGUUGUCGCACGUGCUGCGGUUUGCACGGUAGGUGUGCUCGAAUCCCACUCCUCACCGCACGUGUCUGUAAACUAUAUUUAUUUCCAUGUGAACCUCGGACCUGGCGGGACUACGAGCUGUGUGGCACCAGUACUUCUUUGCUUUGUGUGCAUGGGGAGUGUCACGGUACGGGGAGGGAGCUACUGACGGGAGGCGUACUGUGUGUGUGUGUGUGUGUCAGUGCGUGUCAGUGUGUGUGAAAAUGAAUGAGACGCUCCCCCAGACGGGCGGGCGGGCCUUCAGAGGCCUCUCACAGCUCUGCUAACCACUAGUGAGUAGGCGCGCAGGCCUGGCUGCAGCCUGGGCGCAGCAGGUCAGCCAUGGGUGGUGCAGUGCCUAAUACCAUAACAUGCCAACCGAAUAAAGAGCAACUUCCUUUUCAUCACAUCA
Molecule: messenger RNA, 2599 nt
Organism: Lampris incognitus (smalleye Pacific opah)
Lineage: Eukaryota; Metazoa; Chordata; Actinopteri; Lampriformes; Lampridae
Gene: s1pr3a
Product: sphingosine-1-phosphate receptor 3a
Exons: 3
Coding region: 406-1611 (401 amino acids)
Biological process (GO): G protein-coupled receptor signaling pathway
Cellular component (GO): membrane
Molecular function (GO): sphingosine-1-phosphate receptor activity
Source: RefSeq, a predicted model, not a curated record